AUGAGUUCAAAGGGAGAUUAAGAAUAGGAAGAAAAAGUGCCUUUUGUCUACAAGGCUGAACCUCUUAAUAUCUAGAUGGUAAACUCAUUUCAACCCUUAUUGUUGAUUUAGAUUAACAGCGCUAAAACAAAGAUAGCUAACAAUCAUCCGCUAAGCAGAAUUCCUCUUCUUAAGGCCCUUCCAUAUCUAUAUUAUUGCAGAUGUUGCCUCAGAAAACCCAAGAAGGAUUUCCACAUUGGGCUUAAGAAGGCUUUGCUAAAGAAGAUGGACAUGAAGAUGCCAAAAACUGACAUCAAACUUGAAGAGGAUCCGUUUCUUUUACUUGGCGGCUCUGAAAGUCUUUGUAAAUUUGCGCCAAUGAACUCUAAAAAAUUAACCUUAGAAUGUACCACAGGAUUUCUUGAUCCAGCAAAUGCAAUCUACGGCAUUAUUCCAGAAGAAAGCGAUAUAGUCAACUACUGUAUGAAUAACAACGUCACUUCAAAGUGCUUUGACUCAUUAGAUUAAGUUAAAAUAAACAAAACUCUCACGGACCAGUGCAGUGAUGUGCAUUCAUGCGUCAUCAAUGUUGAUGAAAUCAGGCAAAAUGCCUUCAAAGAGAUUAAUGGCAAUAAAUUCUAAUGUACAGAUUCUUAAGCUGACUUUUUCAUUCAAAUACCCUGCGUAGUCCAUGAGGAUGCUCAGAUUCAAAGAUAGACAGAAGGCCUUUUUAUCUCUUGCAUGGCUGUUUUUAUGGCUCUCUUCUUCAUUAUAGUUAUCGACUAUCUCAGAUGCAUUUUUAAGAAUCAAUAUAUCGAAUGGGAUGUCAAAACUAUUACAGCUGGUGACUACUCAGUUGAGCUGAAUGUUACUGAUAAAAUGUGGAGCAAUUUCUUGAAAGACAUUUACAAUCCUGAAAAAGGAAAAACUAAACUUGAGCAAUUCAGAAACCAUAUAUAAUCUGAACUAGAAGAAAGACUAACUUAAAUGCCAGAUCUUGGAUACGAAGAUGAAACUCCAGAGAGAAUCUACAUCUCAAUGUUUACAUUUGCCUUUGAUAAUUCAGAACUGAUCAACCUCCUUAAACAAAGAGGAGAAGCUAUUAAGUUCGAGAAAUGGGAUUUAAUGAGAGAAAUUAACAAAAAGAUUGAUAACUUGAAAACUAAAAACUGUGAUAUCUAUAACAGACCGGUAACUGCUUUCUUGACUUUUGAAAAUGAGGAAGGUCUUAAUAGAUGCAAAAACUACAAUGAUGUUGCAGAAAAUGAUGAAUAAUACUUUGAAUACAAAACACUACUCGGGGAGGAGCUAGAUUUCUAAGAUGCUGCUGAGCCCACUGAUAUUAUUUGGGAAAACAGACACUUCACAGAUCUUGAUAGAUUCUUCAGAACUUUAUACAUUAGUUUCAAGGUGUUUGUUCUACUGUCGAUAUCAUUUGUAUUCAUAUUCUUCUGCUCAUAAGAAGCAAACAAGCCACUUUUGAAAUAUCCUCCAAUUAAUUGUGAAGAUAUAGAGGAGACGCAGGGUGACAGCUUCAAGAUCAAUGCUUUUGGUGAAUGGGAUAGAAACUUUAAUGCUAAGGGGAAAGAGGUUGAUGAUCCUAUUUACAUGGGUGUUUUAAAAUGCUAUUGUGAUAUCAACAUAAAAUAAACAGAAGGAUUCACUAAAAGCUCCUAUGUAGAUGGAGUAAGAAGAGCUAACAAUGAGCCAUUUGAAGCUUAAAUUUGUAAGAAGUAUGCCAGUGAUACAUUUAACGCUAAGAUAAUUGGCUAUUCUAUGUCAGUCAUGAUUGUGUCUAUCAACUUUAUUCUAAGAGCCAUUAUGAUAAACUGGAUUAAAUGGAUUGGACAUGAUACUCAUUCUUCAUAAAUCAAAGCUAUUACAAACGGAGUUUUCCUUGCUUAAUAUUUGAAUACCGGUAUUCUUCUCCUUCUUGUACAAGCUAACUUUGGAGAAAUUAUGAAGGAUCUUGAUUCAGAAUCUGUUGAUCGUUUUAAUAUCAUAAACAAGAUUUUUAAUGGUCCCUUCUAUGAUUUCGUUCCUCUUUGGUACACUGCAGUUGGCUACAAGAUUGUUUAAACUAUGAUUAUUAACUGUGUAUUCCCUCUUUGUGAGAUUGGAAUGGGAUUCGGUCCCUUAUGGAUUGCAAGAAAAAUUGACACUAAUUGGACAAACAAUUCAUAUUAAACUAAAACUACUAACAUGCAGAGAUAUAUUGAUAUCUACAGCGGCCCAGUUUAUCUGAUUCAUUUCAAAUAUUCUGGUAUUAUGAAUGUUACUUUUAUCACAAUGAUGUAUGGAGUUGGCCAGCCAAUCUUAUUCCUAAUUGCUGCCAUUUCUUUCUUAAUUCUUUACACUCAAGAAAGAGUAAUGACUGCCUAUUUCUAUUAAUAGCCACCAGCUUUCGACGAUCAACUCACUAAAAAUGUUCUUGGAAAUGUUAGAUGGGCAUCUCUUUUCUAUUUAUUCUUUGGCUUCUGGUAAUUAAGUAACUAAGUUAUUUUCCAAAAUUACUGGAGCUACAUUACUGACACAUAGGAUGUAAUGUUGUCUGGCCAUACCUUUGAGAAUAUCAAAGUUGAUUAAAGCAGUCCUCUUCUUUUAAUUGGUCUAGCAGUUCUCAUUAUUAUCUUUUUACAAACUUUCUUCAAGAAAACACUCAAAGCAUGGGGCUAUUCAUUCGGAGGAGCAAAAAUUAAUGUAGAUGAGAAUUUGCCAUUCUUUUUCACUUCAAUCAAGCUCUCUGAUGCUGAUUGGCUGCUUAAAGAAAAUGAUAACUUGCAGGAGGAAUAUGGAUUCUCUAUAAUAUCAAAGAGAGUAAGCAAAAUUUUGGAUACGACUGGUCCCCCCAAGAAAGCCAUUUCCGGAGUACCCUACUAUAUUGUUCUAGCUAAUCCAUCUUAUCAAAGAGAUUUUUAAUAUAUUUGCUGUGAUGUUCCAGAUAGAGAUACUCUUAUCAAGGAUGACGAUGAUGAUGAUGAUAAUGAUUGUGAGUAAUCAGAUCUAGUCAGUAUUCUUUUGAAUAUGGCAUAUAUCCCGGAUGAAGUAAUUGAAAAAUUCCAUUUCGAAUCUGGAUUCAAUAAAAAGUUCAAGCCAUUUAUGGAUGCAUAUCUGAACAAAAGAGGAAAGCCAAGCACUGGAAGAAACACCAAGAACAAUUCAAAGAAUAAUUCAAUACUAUCUGGUAACAGUGAGGAAAAGAAAAAUAAAAUUCUUGAUCCUAAUGAUAGCGGAUAGCUAGUUAAGUUAUUGAGUAAAAAAAUGCUAUGA
This is a messenger RNA of Stylonychia lemnae, 3249 nucleotides long. NCBI's taxonomy places the organism in Eukaryota, Ciliophora, Spirotrichea, Sporadotrichida, Oxytrichidae. The record is from the annotation of a GenBank genome assembly.